GCACUGAGCUGAAUCGUCUCUCUGCUCACCAAAGUGAUUUGCAGUGAAGAGGAAGAAGAAGAAGAAAGGCCAAGGGGGAAUAACAAUUCGGCUGAUGAUAUCGUGUAUAAAUACUAGUCUCCCCCCUCCGUAAUUUUCUAUCCUCAUCCACUUAGGCAUCCUUCACUUCUCUACUAUCAUUACCAUCCAACUCCCAAAACACUCUUUACUUUUAAGCAUUUGCCCCCUAAAUAUCCGAAAAUCAAUCAAAAUGGUUGCCAUCAAGUCCCUCGCUGUCCUCCUCUUCACCGCUGCCGUCACCGCAAUUCCCCUUGCCGGUGGGAACGACAAUGCCGGAGACCACAGUGUGCAGUGUGGAGACCAGGGGCAGACCCUCUACUGCUGCAACGAUAUCUCCGACUCCGAGACCAAAGGUGAAUAUUAUGUUGGUCUCUUGGAUAAUGUCACUGUCAAGUGCAACGAUGUUACUAGCAAUGUUCAGUCUGUCGAUGGCGUCUCCCGUCAGAGCCAAUGUGAUGCUAAGGCUGCCUGUUGCAGCAGCAGCAACAUUGAGCAGAAUGGUUUUAUCAACAUUGUCUUUGGCUGCCAGGCUAUUGCUGCCAACUAAGCCGGAUAAGGGAUCGAGAACGGGGGACUAUGUGUGUUUUGGGAUACUGGAUAGUUGGAUUUGGUCUUGUAUACGUUAAUUUAUAAUAUUGCGCCUUUUUUU
Molecule: messenger RNA, 709 nt
Organism: Tuber melanosporum (Perigord truffle)
Lineage: Eukaryota; Fungi; Ascomycota; Pezizomycetes; Pezizales; Tuberaceae
Exons: 3
Coding region: 251-607 (118 amino acids)
Cellular component (GO): fungal-type cell wall
Molecular function (GO): structural constituent of cell wall
Source: RefSeq, a predicted model, not a curated record